UAUACCGUUUGAAAAACUAAGUGAGCUGCGCCAAUUUAUUCGAUUAAGCUUUUAGGGAGAAGUUCGUAAAACUAUCGAAUGUGACUGUGAAGUCUUUAUAUUUUCGUGUUUGGACACCGAAAAAAAUACUUUAUCGCUGCAAUAAUGUGGAAAGUUAAAUACUUAAAAAAAGUUGAAGCGUCUAGUUUAUUACGAAUGCGGCCGCGGGGUGGCGGGGGAGAUACUAAAUUUUGGGGUGGUUUACGCCUUUUCGACUUGUUUUUAAAGUGACUCUAUUUUUGUAUUCUUUUUCAGGGUUUACGGUGAACGGAAAUCGCUUCUUGGAUUUUCGAAUUACCGCCGAGCCGAGUCAGUCGAUGCAAGAGCUGCGCGUUAGGGCGGCUUCCCUCUGGCUGAAGGCGGACUUGAGGAAGCGGCCGCUCACCAGCUGCCAACAGUUUCUGUGGGCAUUUAGGGUUAAGGAAACGCCAAAUUUUUCGAAUAAGUUACAAAUUGAGGAGGAGGACUUCGGCACGCGCCAGGAGAUCGACUCGAAAAACAACGGCUGGCAGAAGCUGAACCUGACCGACACCGUCCGAAGCUGGCUCGCCGAGGGCGAGACGGACAGGCUGCGGAUCCUGAUCGACUGCAGCUGCAGCUGUCCGAGCGUCCACCUGCACCUAUCGGACGCGGGCGCGGAGAGGCGCGCGAAUCCGAACCGGCCGUUCCUCGUGAUAUACACCGAUCCAAAUAUAUCAAAGCGCGUAAGGAGAAGAGCGUUAGACUGCUCGCCCGAUUCGGGCAACCAAUGCUGCAAGCAACGAUUUUAUGUGAGCUUUAAGGAGUUGGGUUGGGACGAUUGGGUUAUCGCGCCGCAGGGGUACUACGCUAACUACUGUCGGGGCGACUGCGGUAAUCAUCGCACGCCGGACACCUACGUUACUUAUCAUACGCAUGUGAUAGAAGAGAUGAGAAAGGCGCAGCACCUCAGCGGAAUGCAGCCGUGUUGUGCGCCCUUAAAGUUUUCCAGUAUGAGUUUGAUUUAUUUCGGACCCGAAAGUAAUAUUAUUAAAAGGGACCUGCCGAAAAUGGUCGUGGACGAAUGCGGAUGCCCGUAGACUUGUAUUUUUAAACUUAGAUAUGGUGUUAUCAAAUUUAAAUGAAAUGAACUCGUUUAUAUUUCAUAGUUAAAAUUGAGGUUAGGUAAAUUUUUGGUAAGCAAAAUUACGAAGGUGGCGAGUGUUGUGUUCAAGUUUCAAAUAAGGUAGGUAUGAAGAUGGUGUUUUACAAUAACGGUCGCGUCUCGGUCUCGAUCUAUCCGCCCAGAUUGAAAAAGGACGCGGAUAGACCGAUACUGUCGGCGCUUGCGCUGGACUGUCGGGAUCCUAACCUAAAAUCAACUGACUAUUAACGCUUAACCAUACCAUAGUUGUUAAUUAGAAUAUUAAUUGUUUAAACUGAGGCAAUCAAAAUUUUGAAAAUUAUUGACACUUUCGCUUUUCAUUCCAUUCCUUCUUUCAUAUCAAGGGUGUGUUCGGUCAAGCUUCUUUUCAAAAUGUUGGUUACCUUAAGCGAAUUUGUGAUCAUUACGAAUUACCAGAAUGAUAUUUUGUUUUAUUUAAGUGUUGUUGUUGAUUACUAUACCUGUGAUUGUUUUUGCAAUAUUUUUAUAUUUUAUUUAUUUAUCAAGCGCGGGUUUCUCAACGCGACUAUCGGAUUGAGCACGUCGCGUCGAGACACCCUGUAUAAUCCACGUGCUUUUCGUAUUGUUUCAAACAGACUGUAAGAUAAGUGAAACAUUACGCAUGACAAUAACGAAUUAUUAAAAAAAAAGAAGAAAAAUUAAAUGUACUUCAGUCUACGCAAUAAUUCAUAUAUAGACGAACAAAUAAUUACUAGUCCAUAUUUAUCUUAUUCUUGUAGUUACACAGCUUUCAGAAUUGAGCAAAGUUUUAAGUGAAACUUCUUUACAGGGUUUUCCGUUUUUAAUAUUGUUACGUAGAGUUUAAAGUGAGAGGAAGUGUUUGUAAAGAGUUUCAUUUAAUUAGCAAUUACCCGCACUAUUAAGAGAGAAAAAAAAUAUUUGAAAACGCUCUGUUGCAAAAAAUAUACCUACAAAGUGUAUGCCUUAAUUAAGAAGAUACCUACCUAUAACGCUAAAGAACUGAUAAUUAGUUGUAAUUGUGGUAUUUAAGUUUCUUUUUUUAGUCCGAAACGGUUGGCGGUAACUGAUUGUUGCAUUAAAUCGGGCCACCCUGUACAUAACUGCGGAAUUUGAAGCGUUCCGCUAUCAAUGAAAAGCUUUAAAAAUUAAAUUAAAAUUCCAUUAUUUUUCGGCGACUAUUUCUACACUUCAAAGGGACUUAUUUCUGGCUUAAUUAGUAAAUUUAUUUUAUGUUGCUGAAUUAGCAAACAAAUAACGCUUAAACAUUUCUUUCAACUAUUAGCCUG
Photinus pyralis (common eastern firefly) is the source of this 2430-nucleotide messenger RNA. Its product is annotated as inhibin beta chain-like. Gene Ontology annotation, biological process: SMAD protein signal transduction. The coding region runs from base 357 to 1097 and encodes 246 amino acids. The transcript is spliced from 2 exons. The record is from RefSeq and is a predicted model, not a curated record. Gene Ontology annotation, molecular function: growth factor activity; cytokine activity. Lineage: Eukaryota; Metazoa; Arthropoda; Insecta; Coleoptera; Lampyridae. Gene Ontology annotation, cellular component: extracellular region.